AUGAGGCUGAGGUUGAGAAGGCAGUCUUGCGCAUGCGCAGUAGCGCGUGAGGGUAUUUAAAUAUGGGGUGAAGAUCCCAGCAGCUCAACACAAGCAGUUCUCAGCAGUGUGAGAGUUACACGCCAGCUCGUCACGAUGAGCUGGGCCAUCAGCACUCUGGCCGUCGGGGUGGUCACUCUUCUGCUCAUUCAGAGGAAGUUGUACCCCUACUUUUGGGACGACUUGAUGUAUUACGCGAGAGUUCGGCGCGUGGGGAGCGCGAUGAUGGCGAGGAUGAAGCGCGGAGUUGUCACAUAUCUCCAGUGCUUUGAGCUGCAAGCCAGAAACAUCCCGGAGAAACCCUUCGUUGUGUUCGAGGAGCAGAUCCUCACCUACAGGGACGUGGAUGCGCGGAGUAACAGAUUCGCACACGUGUUGAGGUCGCACUGCGGUCUGAAACACGGCGAUGUCGUGGCGCUGCUGAUGAACAACGAGCCGGACUUCAUCUGCGUCUGGUUCGGACUCUGUAAGCUGGGCUGCGAGGUCGCGUUUCUCAACUUCAACAUCAAAUCUCAGUCGCUGCGGCACUGUUUGCGCAGCUGUGGAGCUAAAGCGCUCGUCAUUGGCCCAGACUUGAUCAGGUGUGUGGACGAGGUGCUGCCGGACGCUGGGCUGGAGGUUUGGGUGGCAGCAGAGAGCUCCACACACCAGAGCAUCGGGACACUGCUGGACAAGCUGGAAUCAGCCUCUCCAGAGAAGCCCGUGACUGACGCCCCUCAGCCCAACCUCAUGUCCAACUUCCUGUUUAUCUUCACCUCUGGCACCACAGGGCUGCCGAAGGCUGCUCGGAUCAGUCACAUCAAAGCGGUGAUGUGCAUGGCCUUCCUGCGUCUGUGUGGCGCUGGCGCCCGUGAUCGAGUCUAUCUGACGCUGCCGCUCUAUCACAUGUCUGCGUCGCUGCUCGGCAUCGGCGGCUGCAUCGAGCUCGGGGCGACGUGUGUUUUGAAGAGGAAGUUCUCUGCCAGCCAGUUUUGGAAGGACUGUGUGAAGUAUGAUAUUACUGUGUUUCAGUAUAUUGGAGAACUCUGUCGAUAUCUGGUCAAUCAACCAAAGACUGCAGAGGAAGUGGCUCAUAAAGUUCGCCUCGCCGCAGGAAGUGGUCUCAGAGCUGAUGUUUGGACGCAGUUUCUCAGGCGUUUUGGAAAAAUCCAAAUUCGUGAAUCUUAUGGAUUAACGGAGGCCAGUAUUGGCUUUGUUAAUUACACCGAUGAAAUUGGACCGAUUGGGCGAGCCAGUUAUUUUAAUAAGCUCAGUUUGCCGUUUGAGUUUUUAAAAUGUGAUCCACAAACGUAUGAACCCAUACGGACAGACACAGGACACUGCAUUAAAGUGAGUAAAGGGGAAGCAGGGUUACUGGUGGCUCCGGUGAUGUUCACCAACCCUUUCCUGGGAUACGCGGGGGAUAAAGCCAUGUCAGAGAAGAAGCUGCUGAGGGACGUCUUUAAGAGCGGAGAUGUGUACUUCAACACUGGAGACCUGAUGCUUCAGGACCACAGAGACUUCGUCUACUUCAAAGACAGGAUUGGAGACACAUUCAGGUGGAAAGGAGAAAACGUGUCCACCACGGAGGUGUCUGAAGUGCUGGGCUGCCUGGACUUCCUGCUGGACGUCAGUGUGUACGGGGUCACUGUCCCAGGAUACGAGGGUCGAGCAGGAAUGGCUGCUGUAGUGUUGAAGGACGGUCAUGGAUUGGAUGGAGACAGGGUCUACAGUCAUCUGCUCCACACUCUUCCUCCGUACGCAUGGCCGUGUUUUCUGAGAGUGCAGACUUCCUUAGAUGUGACGGAUACGUUCAAGCAGCAGAAGGGCAGACUGGUGCAGGAGGGCUUCAGUCCGGAUACAGUCCAGCAGCCGCUCUUCUUCCUGGACGCUUCGAGGAAAACCUACAUGCCCCUCACUGCACAGCUGUAUGACCGUAUAGUUUCAGGCAAGAUUAGACUUUAGCUGCAUUGUGGGAAAUGCAGUGGACAGCAUCCACAUCACCAGAUGGCUACAGAGAUCCUUUAUUUGUGUACUGCACAAGUGUGUGGCGUUUCAGGGCUGGUGUGUUUUUAGUGUUUUAGUCUCUCUGGGCCACUGAGCCCACAAAUAAACUGGAAUGACUUUGUUAGGAUUUCUUAACAUUGAUACAGAAAAAGAGCUAAUAUUACAAUCAAUGCCCUCUUAACCACUUCACUCAGCUUGUAAGUGUUCCCUCUUCUUUUUAUUAACCGUAAAGUUUUUAGAUUUGGUUUUUAAGAGUAGAGCAGCAGCUUUACUAAUGUUAUCUGCUCUUGAUAAUUACAUAGGCUAAAUUAACAAAUAAAAACUCUCUUCUUCAUCUAAAAGUAAGACUAAUUAAGGUCCCAGCUGCAGUAUGUGUGUGAUUUCAAACACAAGACUGUGUACGGAUCCACCGAUGAGUGACACAUCUUCACUACAGGUUCAUGCUUUUAUAUCAAACCGGAUCAGAAAUGGUUUAUAACUGCAGUCAUGAACGUCAAAGAGCUACAGACUGGGCAGUAUAUGAUUUUUUUUAAAUCAUGUUCACCUUUGAUUUGUGGUCAGUUCACAGUGUCUUGUUUGUUUGGCUGUAGUACUGGUCACUGGAGAUCCUGAUAAUGAUGAAGUGUGACUUAUUCUUUUGUUUAUCUCAGUUGCUCUGUAAUAAAGUUUACUUUUUUAUUGGUCAGAAAAUCUGUUAGAUUGCACUUGAUCCAAUAGUAUUAAUAACAAACUUGUAAAUGCAGUUGUGUACCACACGGGGGCAGUGCUAACCUUACACAUGUUGUGUAUGAACGGAAACAGAAAUGUGAUAUGUAAUAAAGAACAUAUAUGUUGA
Cyprinus carpio (common carp) is the source of this 2860-nucleotide messenger RNA. Its product is annotated as long-chain fatty acid transport protein 6. Lineage: Eukaryota; Metazoa; Chordata; Actinopteri; Cypriniformes; Cyprinidae. The record is from RefSeq and is a predicted model, not a curated record. Gene Ontology annotation, molecular function: long-chain fatty acid-CoA ligase activity; long-chain fatty acid transmembrane transporter activity.